Messenger RNA from Lactuca saligna, 1185 nucleotides. Lineage: Eukaryota; Viridiplantae; Streptophyta; Magnoliopsida; Asterales; Asteraceae. The record is from the annotation of a GenBank genome assembly.
AUGUAUAACAAUGUUGUCUCUUCCAUUGACAACAACAAACAGGUACUAAUAUUUGUUUAUGGGCACGGUGGCACUGGUAAAACAUUCCUGGACGACCAUUCUUUCCCAUUUGAGAUCUAUGGGCAAAAUCGCUUUGGCUGUUGCUGUGUCCGGAAUAGCAGCGCUUCUGUUACCGUCCGGUACAACUGCACACUCAAGUUUCUACAUACGAACAUGAAACUUGAACCCUCUAAUACAAUACCCCACUCCUCAAUGAAUUUAUCUGACUUUGCCACAUGGCUCUUAGCUAUUGGUGAUGGCCAUAUAGGUGUGCCUGACAAGGAUGGCCCACGAGACUCAAGCUGGAUAGAGAUCCCAUCUUCACUCCUAAUAUCACCUUCCCCUAAUUCAUUACAUACCUUAAUAGAUUUUGUGUAUGGGGACGAUACACUUAAUCAGCCGACUGCGUCACAACUUUUAGCAAGAGCAAUAGUUUGUCCCACAAACGACUCAACGGACGAGAUAAACUGUCAAGUUCUCAAAAUGGUCGCCACACCUGCCAGGGUAUACCACCCCUAUGAGCUUCUACUUAAGGUCGACUGCCCAAUAAUGCUUUUAAGAAACAUAAAUCAGAAGGAAGGUUUAUGCAACGGUACCAGGUUGAUUGUUUCACAAUUGUUACCAACCGUUAUUGAAGCAACGAUCAUAACGGGCACCUCGAUCGGAAAAUGUGUGUAUAUACCACGCAUAAAGUUCAUACACAAGUCAUCAAAUUUACCGUUCGUAUUCUCAGGCAAACAGUUUCCAGUCAAAGUUUGUUACGCAAUGACUAUCAAUAAGAGUCAGGGUCAAUCACUACGUAAGAUUGGAAUCUAUUUAUCACAGCCCAUUUUUGCGCAUCGACAACUUUAUGUUGCCCUCUCCCGAGCAACAUCACCGGAUUCGAUAAGAAUAUUACUAAACAACACUAAGCAAAUGACAACAAUUUCUAAGCUCAAAGCUGAGGGUAUUGGAGGCCCCUUACAGUUAGAAUACUACGCAAAUGGAAACACGAUAUCCGACAAUAUGAAACCUGGUACCUGGCUGUCGAUAAAUACGCAGAUGCAAUCCAAAUUCUUGGACAAUGAACAAACCAGAGCUACAUUGAAUCUGUUUUCAAUGUUUCAGAAUGUUACGUUAUAUUGGAUUAUAGCUGUCCUGAAUUAG